UCUAAUAUUUGUGAUCUGAUGUUCUCCGUUAAUCUCAGAUGCAGCUUUUCCAAACAUCUUUCCGUCCAGACUGCAGUUCUUUGAGUACGAGUCCGUCUCCUUCACCUGCGAGCAGUCCGGUGGCUCGUCUCCAUGGCGAUGGCUGAGGAACAAGGUGGAAAUCAUCCAAACGUGCACCAACGGCACGGUGCCGCCGGCGGUGAACUGCACCAUCAACAAUGUCUUUGAGCGAGACAGUGGAGAAUACUGGUGCGAGGCCGGAGGAGGAGAGAGGAGCAGCAGUGUCAACAUCUCCGUCACGACUGGCUCUGUGAUCCUGGAGAGUCCUGCUCUUCCUGUGAUGGAGGGAGACAACGUGACUCUGCGCUGCAGACUCAAGAUGAAUGCCGCCAACCUCCCAGCUGAGUUCUCUAAAGAUGGCCGCCACAUUCAGAAUGGAUCUGAAGGAACCAUGAGCAUCCACAGCGUCUCCGGCUCUGAUGAAGGACUCUACAGGUGCAGCAUGGAUGGAGCUGGAGAGUCACCACAGAGCUGGCUGACGGUGAUGCAGAACGAUUUUGAAGGUGGCUCUGUGAUCCUGGAGAUUCCCGCUCUUCCUGUGACCGAGGGCGAUGCUGUGACUCUGAGCUGUAGAAACAAAUCGUCGUCCGCCGACGUCCCGGCCGUCUUCUCCAAAGACGGCCUCUUCAUCGGGACCAGCGCCACCGGAAACAUGAGCAUCGACUACGUCUACAGGUCUCACGAAGGACUCUACAGGUGCAGCAUCCCUGGAGCUGGAGAGUCAGCAGGAAGCUGGCUGACUGUCAGAGCGCUCCACAGAGACGCCUGGAUCUUCUCAGAACACUUCCUCCAUAUCCUUCUCCUCGUACGGACGGUGGUCACCGUGGUGAUGGUGGCUCUGCUGCUGCUGCUGGUGGCGCUACUGCACUGUGGGAAACUCGGAGGUUCACAGAAAAAACUCCAGUCACGAGACGAGAUAAAAUAUCACGACUAA
Molecule: messenger RNA, 994 nt
Organism: Seriola aureovittata
Lineage: Eukaryota; Metazoa; Chordata; Actinopteri; Carangiformes; Carangidae
Exons: 4
Coding region: 341-994 (217 amino acids)
Biological process (GO): cell surface receptor signaling pathway
Molecular function (GO): transmembrane signaling receptor activity
Source: RefSeq, a predicted model, not a curated record